AUGGAAAAAGGCACUGUGCAACUUCCACCACUUGAUACACCGAGGCAAACCUUCACGCAGGGGAAUAAGAAAAAACGAAUGUUGGAAGUGGAAAAAUCAUCUGCUGUGAAAGGGAGAAGCAUUAGCACCGCCAGUACAACCAAGAGGAGCAUCAAUAGACCUGGCAAAGAAGCUGCGGUUCCUGUAGAUACAGUGAUGGAGAUGAACAAGAAAUCCAUAGCGCUCAUGAAAGAUGGGAAGAUGAAGGCAAGUUAUGACAUGCUACAAACGGCUCUGGCUGCUGCUGAAGCUGGCGUGCGUCGUUUUCCGACUGUUUCAAAGGAGUCCAAUUCAGAAGCCCAGGAACAGCGUGAGGCGUGGCUUCUUGCAUUUGCAGCCACGCUAAGCAACUUGGGAUGUUUACAGCGCCGGGAUAAUCAAUUGUACGAGGCCAUUCGUUACCUCCAGGACGCACGCAAUGUGGAAUCGCAGGUCUUUGGAAGGCCCUCCUGUUCCACCAUGGUGAAUCUGUCCGCUGUACUUCUUGAAUUGGGAUCAACUGAGGAGGCGCUUGUUAUUUCCCGUGAUUGUGUCUUGGCCUCAGAGCAGAGUGAUCCAAUGCUUCAUACUAUUGCGCUACACAACUAUGGUGUGACAUUGAGUCAGCAUGCUUCAGAAGAAAUGCGGCAGUCGGCGGUACCUGUGCUUAUGAAAGCGUUGCGGCAAGCCCAAUUACAUUUAGGCGAGGAGCACCCCACAACGAUGCUUAUUCGUCAGCACUGUGGCAUGACACUUCAGAAACCACAAGAGCAGGGCGAGAAGUGCCAACUUGGUAGCACAGCUUUUGUCACACAGGGUCAUCGAGAAGAAACCAAACAACCGUUAGCUGCAGAUGAGCGGCUGCCGCCGCUUGUUCCAGCAUCUAAAUAUCUCCAGCAAGCAAAGGAGGCUGUGGAGUCAUUGAAUUACGGUGAUAUACCAUUAUUUGGGGAAAGCCAUGCCUCCUCUUAUACGGAGAGUAAACAAGAAUCAAAAUCUACUCAGCGAUCAUCCAAACCAGAGACGGAUUUAAAAUAUCAAUCCGUUACGAGUUAUGGACGGGGAAAAGAGGAAUUGUCGGAGGACUUGUCUAAACGCAGAUCCUCGCCGAAUGAACCCGUAGUGGUUUUUUUCGAGAGUGCCGCUGAGGAAACGUUGGCAAGACAAUACUCUUCUAUGGUGACCGUAUUAACUGCUUCCUGUUCAUGCUCAGCAGAAGAGUCAGUGGAAGAAGAAAAAGAAGAGAGAGAAAAGAGGACGAAAUGCGACUCGGACAUUGAUGAUGAUGACGAUGGUAAGAAACGCAUGAGUCUCAAGGUGGUAACACCAACUCUGAGGGAAGGUAAAAAGGAGUCUGAUGUUGUUUAUGAUCCGCUGGAACACUCGGAAGAGAGCAGAAAAGGUAGUGGGGCCAAUAGUGACGCUCAUGGUGGCGCCGGCGAGGGCGCUGAACCUUCAAAGGGUGAAGAGGAAGGGAAAUGUCACCAGACAGCGAUGGAGCCGCCCAAACUUGAUAUGACUCAACGACCUGCGACGUUUACAAAUACUGGGUUUUUUUUUGUCAUUGGGGCUCAAGCAAAGCAACCAGAGUUGCCAUUUUAUCGUUUUGCGCCAUUGGAGGCUUCGUUACUGGCCAAAGAGUCCAGUGGUGAGCAGAAUGCGGCGGCAACGGAGGCUUCCACACCAAAACUCGAGAAGCAAAAGUUGCUUAAACCUGUUGAAGAAGAAGAAGAAGAAGAAGAGGAGGAAUAUGAAGAGCAAGAGAUGUGUGGUUUUGAGCACAAGGAAAUUCAGGGAAGGGAAAAGCACUGCUUACCGACGCCUGUAAAGGCUAUUGCGAAAAAGAGAGAAGCUUUUGUGAAGCUAAUUGGUGUUAACCCAGCUAUACGUCGUGAGGAGAACAUUCGACAAGAACGGCUGGAAGAGGAAUUGCUUCGCUCUCGCCUUCGCAAGGAAGCUGAGGAGAAGGCCCAAAAGGAACACUUUGAGCGCACCUUAGCGGCGAUCGUAUCUCGCACAAGGGACAGAGCUGUGAGGAAGAUUCAAUACAUGUGGUGUAUGUGGUGGAAUUCUGUGGGGAAACGGCGACGCGAACUGCUUAUUAAACGUACAGAGGAGAAGGCGCGGAGGGAGCGUUUGCGUCAGGCUCUCCUUGAACAUGAGCAGCAAGUAGAAGAGCAACGACGGCAGAAAAGGAUGAGCAAAAAGAAGAGCGGGAUUGAAGCUAUUCCGUCUGUAUUUUGUUGUGGUAAGAAGUGGUUGUUGAGGACACUAUGUGUGCGGUAUUUGGCACGGCGCGGUAUCCCUCGUGAUGAUAAAAAGGAGGCCUUCUUUGUGUUGCAGUUGUCCAAAAUCCAGGCCGUUUGGAGGGGACACUACGUUCGUCUGCAAAUGCGAGAUAAAAGCGUUGCUCGAGCCCAGAAACGAAUGUGUAAUGAGCAAUUGGAACGUGAGGUGUACGCUGCAAUGGUCAUUCAGAUGUGUGUUCGUCAGUGCCUUGCCCGCAAGGCACGGGAGAAGAAUAUAAUUGAGCACUAUGGUCCGCCUGCGAUAAAAAUCCAGCGAUGGUUUCGCGCUGUUAUGCCUCGCCGGCGUGGGCUUGGUGUGGAUAAGGUAUCAAAGUGGCGAAAGCAGUAUUCUGCUAGAUUGAUUCAGCGUGCCUGGAGAGGGUAUCUUUGUCGUCUGGCGUACUUUAUGGAAAAACUGCGUUAUAAGUUAGAUGAGGAUAAAAGACAUAAGCGUGUUGCAUCUUCCGUGUUACAACGUGUUGGCCGUGGAUUUAUAUGUAGGUCUUUGAUAUCGAGACAGUGGCUGAAAAGAACCUGUCUUCGCACAACGGUGCAUCUCCUUGAGUGGGGAGACGGUGAACUGGAUAGAAAGAGGAAUGUCAUCCCCACUUCCCCCCCACCGACUGUGACGUAUGUUCCUACGCCGGUUGAGGAGGUGAAUGCCAUAGCACAAAUGGAGCGCGAGAAGUAUCAUAUUGGACUUUUUGUCGAUGUCGUUGCUAAGCGUCAUUGCACUGAAUGGAAAGAGGCCCUGCGUCUGCGUCCCUUUGAGGUGCUUCGACGUCGCGCACAUGAAAAUCAUCUUUGUGAACUUGAACUGAACGCCUUCAGGCGGGAGCACGCGGCUGUAAAGAUACAACGGGAGUUUCGUCAGUGGCUGCAUAUCCGUGACUCGCCCUUUCGCGACAAGACCUUGUUACUCAUUGCUCGCGGUGACUAUCAGGUUUUGGAAUACGGCCGAAAAAUUGAUCGCAUACGACACACGCGUGAGCAAGAGGCAGGACAGGAGAUCUUUGGUGACCAAGUUGCACCCAUGCGCAAAGCUAGAGCUGCAGCUCAGGCAGAAUUGCGAGAAGUUCAUCCAUUGGUGAGGACUCAUGUCCCACAAGACAAGGUGCGAAGCCUAGUGGAGCGUCGAGAGGUUGAAAAUGAGUUACAACGAGAUGAGCACUUGAUAAAACAACAAUUACAUGCAGAAGCUCUUCUUCAACGACGAGAGUCCCAUCUGCGUCGAGCAAUAGAGGCGGGGAUCAUAAGUUCACAGGAUGGUUUCAUACAAAAAAAGUUAGUACAGUAA
Molecule: messenger RNA, 3603 nt
Organism: Trypanosoma rangeli
Lineage: Eukaryota; Euglenozoa; Kinetoplastea; Trypanosomatida; Trypanosomatidae
Exons: 1
Coding region: 1-3603 (1200 amino acids)
Biological process (GO): spindle organization; establishment of meiotic spindle localization; mitotic cell cycle
Cellular component (GO): spindle pole
Molecular function (GO): protein binding
Source: RefSeq, a predicted model, not a curated record